This is a messenger RNA of Penicillium verhagenii, 1596 nucleotides long. RefSeq lists its product as uncharacterized. Gene Ontology annotation, molecular function: transmembrane transporter activity. The transcript is spliced from 2 exons. The coding region runs from base 1 to 1596 and encodes 531 amino acids. Gene Ontology annotation, biological process: transmembrane transport. NCBI's taxonomy places the organism in Eukaryota, Fungi, Ascomycota, Eurotiomycetes, Eurotiales, Aspergillaceae. The record is from RefSeq and is a predicted model, not a curated record.
AUGUCCACCGCUACAGAAACACCAAAUCCAACAGACACAGGCAUAAUCCAAGAACAGCUCGAGAUCGAAGAUGCUCCCGUAUAUCCCACCGGGCUAAAGCGAGGACUCGUCAUCUUCUCAAUCCUCCUCUCCGCAAUCUUCGUCGGCCUCGACAUGACCAUCGUCGCAGUGGCCGUCCCCAGCCUCUCCAACCAUUUCAAACAACUCAACGACAUUGGAUGGUACUCAGCAUCCUACCAACUAAUCGGAAGCUGUUUCAUCUUCUUCUCCGCCCGACUAUACACCGUCUUCCCCAUGAAAACCGUCUUCCUAGUCUCUAUAUUCCUCUUCGAGCUCGGCUCCCUCCUCUGCACCAUCGCCCCAACCAGCGCAACAUUCAUCCUGGGCCGCGCCACCGCCGGCCUAGCCAGCAGCGGCAUCCAAACAGGCAGCAUCGUCCUGCUAACCAGCUCCCUCCCCGUGCAUAAACGACCCUUCUGGACCGGCCUCAUAGGCGCAGCCUCAAACAUAGCCAUGGUAAUAGCUCCCCUAAUCGGCGGCGUGCUAAUAGACGCCUUCUCGUGGCGCGCCUGCUUCGGCAUCAACCUUCCCAUCGGCGCCAUCACAAGCCUCUUCAUAGCCUACGGGUUCCGAAACCCCGCGCCCCCGCCCCAAGCAGCAGCUAGACUGCCGUUCGUGGAAAAGUGUAGGCGGCUCGAUAUCCCCGGGACGCUGGUAUUCGCGCCUGCCAUCGUCUCCCUGCUCAUCGGGCUGCAAUGGGGCGGCGUCAAGUACGGCUGGGCGGAUGCGCGGAUUAUCGUGCUGCUGGGGCUCUUUGUUGUUCUUGCGGCUGUGUUUGCGUUCAUGCAGUACCGCAAGAAGGAGGAUGCUACUCUCCCCCCGCGUAUCAUGAAGCAACGCAGCAUCCUGGCGGGGGCUUGGUUCAAUGCCUGUAGCAAUGGUAUUCUCGCCGUGACGGAAUACUAUAUGUCGAUUUAUUUCCAGGGGGUGCGUGGAUUCAGCGCUACGAAGUCUGGCGCAAUGGGUUUGCCGCUUUUUGCGGGUAUGGCCGUGGCGGUCAUGACGGCUGGUGCGGGGACCAGAUGGAUGGGCUAUUAUUAUCCCUUUAUGCUCGUCAGUUCAGUCCUCACGCCCAUCGCCUCCGGACUGCUCACAACAAUUGAAUACAAUGAUAGCCUGGUUAAAACCACGAUGCUACUGGCCUUUCUUGGUGCCGGUGUGGGGUUGGGUCUUCAAGCACCCAUGUUCGCUGUACAGACCGUUCUCCCAGACAAGGACAUCGCCACGGGAGUUGCAAUUACUGCGUUCACGGGGUUUCUUGCAUCGUCACUUUUUGUCUCGGUUUCUGCCGUGUUAUUCCAGAGUAGAUUGGCCAUUGAGGUGGAGCAGUAUGCGCCAGGCACUAACGGGAGCAUAUUUGACCAAGGGGGCUUGGCCAAUGUGAGAGAGCAGAUCGGGUCUGCUAGACUUGGGGCUGUACUUGCCGGGUACGACGAAGCCGUGAUUCAAACGCUUUAUAUACCUGUUGUGUUGGCUUCCUUGUCAGUUUUGGCGAGUGUGGCAAUGGAGAGGAGGAGUGUUAAGAAGACACAGUGA